AUGAAGUACCUGAAACAUUAUUUUGCACACAAACAACAACAACAACAACAACAACCAUCUUAUGAUCAUCACCAUGAUCCAAUAAUAGAACGACCAAGACGGCGGCUUGCCACAUUUCAAACAUCCAACACCACCACAAAUAGGUCCCGUCGACCAAGUUCGUUCGAAGAAAACUUGGCCAAAAGCUGUUUUCAAACCAAAAAAAUGAUUGACGGCUAUGGAUCGCACCUGGAUCACAUGAAAAGGACACGACGUGACCGCAAUGGUGGAUACAAUGUUUACAAGACUGCAUACAACAACAACAACAACAGCAAACAACAACAACAACGACAACAAUCCCGACGACGAGAUCGAUAUGAUGUACACACCAAACCCGAAGACGACGACGACGACGACAUUCUACUAAAUAGUGGGGACACGGAUUCGUUGACGAGCUUGACGGAUGAUUUGACCUACCUGCAAAGUGCACGACGGGAAGCCGCGCAUCGGAUUCGCAACGCCCGGAACAACAACAACAAUGAUGAUGAUGAUAAUGAUGAGGCGACGACGACGACUGCAUCCCUGCUGCUUCAUUCCAGCCGGGGCUCUGUCACUGAUCCCGUGGACGUGACGACCAUAAUGGACGAUGAUUACAAUCACGAGGAACGAACACCACCCACCGUCAGACAAGAUAGACGAAUAGAUCAAACUAGAAAUGCGAGUGCUGGAGGUACAAGUUCACGGAAUAAUACUAGUCGAAGUGGAAGGUUCAAUAGUCAAAAUUGGAGAGACAGCAUACGGCACCGUCGUUCCUUAUUGAAUGAUGAUAUUGAUAUUGAUAUUGAUGAUAAUGACGAUAAUGGUGAUGAUGGCGACUAUAGGACAACGGCUGAGGAUUGGCCAGGUGCCAGAAUACCGCUGACAACACCACCACCACCACUGCGGCGGCGGAAACAAUCGAAACGACAAGAAUCACAACAGCGACCAGUAGAAUCCUCCUCCUCCUCCUCCUCCUCCAUUCCAACACGAACCCAAAGGACCAUCAUGGACCAACUGAAUGAUUUUGACCAUGUACUCGGAGAGACUCACAGAGACCCUCCAGAGGCAGAACCACCAACAACAUCAUCCUCGCCAUUGAUUCGACAUUAUCGUUCUCAACAUCGUUCAUCCCAUUACGAUCACGCGGAAACCGAAACACUGAAACGAGCCUUGAAAGAUCAGCGAGAGAAAUUUGAUCAAGAAAAGGGAGCACUCUACAUUGAAAUGGAACGAAUAAAGAGGGAUCACGGAAAAGAAGUGGAUCGACUGCAAUCCGACUUGUGUCAUGCACAAUUAUCACAUCAAAUGUACUUGAAGAAACUGAAUGAAGUCAUUGAUUAUCAUGAAGUUUUGCACGAAAAAGAGACUGUUACCAUGAACAAAAUUCUCGAGCAAGUCAAGAAAGAGAAACGAGAUGAGGUCUCCAAGUUGACUCGAGAACUGGAGGAAGUCAAAUCUGUUUCGAGGUACAAUAUUGUUGACGACUACGAUAAAAAUGACGAUCCUGAUAUUCAGGAGUGCAUCCAAUACCUAAGCGACGAAUCGGAAGCACAGAAACAGCGAAGGAGUCAAUUCCUGGAUACCAUGGUGGCACUCCAAUCGAUUGCUUCGAGAAUUACUACUAAAAGUAGUAAGAGUAAGAGUGCUGGCUUUUCCAAUCGGGACCUUCAAGACAUUGAUGGUUUGUUGGACAUGCUUCAUCAUGUCUACAAUGUGUCCGAGAAUUCACAUCAAAAGACAUUGUGCAUGUCACACAUGCUAAUCGAAGAAUGCUCCCAAGUUUCCAAAACUGCCAUGGGCUUUGAAGACAUGAAGAGUCGAUUGGAUUCCUUGGAAGAGGAGGAAACAGUACUAGCAGCAUCGGCGGCGGAAGAAGGAGGAGGAAUGGAACAUCAUCAUGAUCAGCUCCAACGACACCAAGCAGGAGAGUUAGUGUGUGGUGGUAGUUUCGAUGAACUGACCAAAUCCAUGGAAAUUAGUCUUUACAGGGGGCUUGGAUUGAUGGGAUAA
Cylindrotheca closterium is the source of this 2028-nucleotide messenger RNA. The record is from the annotation of a GenBank genome assembly. NCBI's taxonomy places the organism in Eukaryota, Bacillariophyta, Bacillariophyceae, Bacillariales, Bacillariaceae.